Lepisosteus oculatus (spotted gar) is the source of this 923-nucleotide messenger RNA. Lineage: Eukaryota; Metazoa; Chordata; Actinopteri; Semionotiformes; Lepisosteidae. The record is from RefSeq and is a predicted model, not a curated record.
AUGACUGCGAAGCCCACAGAGAAGACGACGCGCCCGCUGAUCACGAACAAGCCGUGUAACACGUCGGCCUCAGUGCCAAAGGCCGUGCAGCGCAACCUUGCAUUGAGCUGUGAUGUCAUCGUGUGGGCCCCACUGUCUGCGGGCUGUGGGCUGCUCUUCCUCAUCCUCAUCAUCACCAUUACCUACUGCAACAAGGUCCGAACGAGACGCUGUCCUCACCACUACAAGAGAAGACCAAAGAAGGAAGUAAACGGAAGACCAUCGGUUCCGGACAGAUAUGUUUAAGCAGAAACAGUGUCCCGAGCCCCCGGGCCGCGCGAGGAGCCCACGCCGCUGUGGAGUUCAGUGUCUCGUUUCUCUACACUAAAGCUGUACAGCAGCUUUAUUUUCGCUGACUUCAGAAAAUGCUGAUGGCGGAACUGGCGCAUGGCAAGCGGUAAUGUGUAUCUUGUAAAAUGCUCAUUCUUGCCCUACUGUAUGUUUGUGCUGUAUAAAGGUUGUUCAGAGUCCUGAGAAACUGUAAUGGAAGACUAUGGCUUUCUGAAUCCAUGCCUGUAUAUGUUAACCAUUGCGUUUAAUGCACUCGCAUUUUCUCAAGUUUAUUUGUUUAAUACAAUGCAUCUAUGUAUGUGUAUAUCAAAAACACGUCCCAUUAUAACUGUGCAUCCAAGACUUUCAGUUUACUGAAUUGAGAUAUUGAGAUCUGCAGGUGUAAUGAUAAUAUAUUGUUUGAAUUAAAAUAAACUGAACUGAUAAUCAUUUUACGCAUGUUCUCUUUAGUUUGUAAAUAUAUGGACAGGCUUGCCCAGCAGUGGCUGAACAGAUUGAAAAUGCAGCCUUGAGUUUAUUUUAGCGUGACAAGAGAUGUUAAUGUCGCAGAAAUAUGCUGGGCGAGAAAUAAAGCGAUGUUUUGCACAACCCCA